Asterias rubens (European starfish) is the source of this 1751-nucleotide messenger RNA. RefSeq names its product retinol dehydrogenase 12-like. NCBI's taxonomy places the organism in Eukaryota, Metazoa, Echinodermata, Asteroidea, Forcipulatida, Asteriidae. The record is from RefSeq and is a predicted model, not a curated record. Bases 599 to 1609 code for a protein of 336 amino acids. The transcript is spliced from 6 exons.
GAAAUAAGUAUUUUCUUUAGAAUUUGAAUUUGUAUAUUAUCAAUUAAUGGUAUAUCCACAGUCAGAUCUAAUUUGUCAUAAUGUUAGGAUCAAUGACUGAGAAAAAGAAGGUAGGGGGAAAAAUUCCAAAAAUAAAUUAAAACCUGAAGGUGUGAAACAGUUGGGGGCGCUUUCUCCUUAAAAAAGUAGCCGCACACGAGAACCAGUGCCUGGACGCUGCACACAAAACCAGACAAUUCCGUGAGUGCUUAGCAAACAUUUUACAGCCAAACCAAAUUUGCAUAUUACUGUAUUAAAGUACAGGCCAUAAUAUGACUUUGCACUUUAUACAGCAGCUAGCUAGCCAUGCCAAUGUAUAGCAGUUGGCAGUCAGUAGUAUAGCACACUCUUCUGCUGAACCACCUCAAAUCAUACUCUAUGCUCAAAUUCAGCAGACGUCAAAUUUAUCAAUAUUCCUGCAUGAUUGAUUGUAUUUCAGUUGCCAACGAAGUUUAUUGUGAAUCGCUACUGGCACUGACUUGAAGUUGUUGCAUGCACAAGGCGUUUUUUUUUUUUAUCUAACUGGACUGGAGUUUUUUCUCCCCUGUGAAGUGACAGGAUGGGACUUGAAAUUCUUGGUUGUACUGUUGACCCUGUUCUUGUAGCGGCAUACAUAGUUGUUUCUGUGGUGAUUUUGUGGCUGGUAAGGAAAUGGAGUGAUGGGGGAUGGUGCUACAGUAAAGCUCGCUUGGAUGGCAAGACGAUUAUCAUCACAGGAGCAAACACUGGCAUUGGGAAGGAGACAGCAAGGGAUUUCGCUAAAAGAGGAGCUCGUGUCAUUCUUGCCUGCCGAGAUCUCGCCAAAGCUGAGGCAGCGGUGACUGAGAUCUAUAAAGAGACGGGGAGUAACAAUCUGGUUGUACGGAAGCUAGACUUGGCUUCCCUCGCUUCGAUCAGAGCAUUUGCUGAGAAGAUCAAGGCGGAGGAGACCAGGCUGGAUAUUCUGGUCAACAAUGCAGGAAUAAUGAUGUGCCCAGAGUGGAAGACGGAAGAUGGAUUUGAGAUGCAGUUCGGCGUCAACCAUCUCGGCCACUUUCUCCUGACCAACCUCCUCCUGGAUCUCAUCAAGUCCUCCUCCCCGUCCCGCAUCGUCAAUGUGGCCUCGUUAGCCCACAUAUGGGGAAAGAUGCACUGGGAUGACCUGAUGAUGAGGUCAGGUUACGAUGCAUUAUUGUCGUAUGGACAGAGUAAGCUGGCUAAUAUCCUCUUCAGCAAGGAGCUCAGCAAACGCCUUGCAGGAAGCGGGGUUUCGGUCUAUUCUCUCCACCCUGGGUCUGUCAGUACAGAGUUGACCCGUUACUUUAACCACGGUCUGAAGUUCCCGCUGAGAUACAUCUUUAGCAUUAUCACGUCUGCACCUAUACGCAUGCUUGUUUUUAAGUCAGCAGUGCAAGGCGCACAGACGUCCAUCUACUGCUCAGUCACUGAGGAGCUCAAGGAAGUCACAGGGAUGUAUUACAGCGACUGUGCUGAAGUGAAGCCAAAUCGUCUGGCCCAAGACGAGGAGUCAGGAAGGCGACUGUGGGAGGUCAGUGCAGAGUUGGUCGGCCUAGAGAAGAAGAUGGAAUAAACAAUCUAGAAUCAAUCGGAAGACCCACACGGAUUCAACAAGUUUUCUGUAUUGAGGAGGGCACAUGGUAUAGACCUUUAUCACGGUGUGGCCAUAUUGAUUUUACUCCGUUCCAACUCAUUGUAACCAAACUGAGGCUGGA